AAAAAUAAGACUGAUUUUUUUUUUUGUUUUUGCAAAAACCAUUUUUGUGAGGAUGGAAAUAAAGCAGUACAAUCGAAACCAAAACGUGACUCCAUUUUUUGUUUGUAUUUAUGAACUAAAACACAGCUUCGCUAAUAGAUAGGUACUCACCCUCCAACACUUCACGAGUACACUCUUCAGUAGUGGAACGAGAAGAACUGAAUAACAUUCAUUACCUUACCACUCAUCUUAUCUCUAUUCGAAUGGCUCCGAAAUUGGUGAAAUCGGGAUCGUUUCGUCACGGUUUGGCGGAGAAGAAGGAGAGGCUUCUAUCGGAGAAGAGUUUUGGUAAUAUUUCACAGAUGGGGAUUGGCGUGGCGAUGAUGGAAGAGGAAGAACAAUCGUGGAUGGUGAAGCGGUGGAACACGGCUAAGAAGGUGGCUGAGAAGGCAUGGGAGAUGGGUCGCUCUGAUCCCAGGAAGGUUGUUUUCUCUGCAAAAAUGGGUCUUGCUCUGACCCUUAUGUCGUUUUUGAUUUACCUCAAAGAACCCUUCAAGGAUAUGAUUAGCUACUCCGUCUGGGCUAUUCUAACUGUCGUCGUAGUCUUUGAAUUCAGCAUAGGGGCAACUCUGAGCAAAGGGUUUAACAGAGGAUUGGGAACUUUGUCGGCUGCAGGACUUUCUCUGGGGAUAGCAGAGUUAUCAAAAUUGGCUGGAGACUGGCAGCGGCUUAUGAUUGUUGUAAACAUCUUCACCGUGGGACUCUGUGCCACCUAUGCAAAAAUAUACCCUACUUUGAAGACUUAUGAAUAUGGGUUCCGCGUGUUCUUGAUCACGUAUUGCUUCAUUACUGUUUCUGGAUAUCGAACAGGGGAGUUUCUAGAUACAGCUAUAAACAGAUUUUUACUUAUUGCACUUGGGGCUGCUGUAUCUUUGGGAGUAAAUAUCUGCAUAUACCCUAUCUGGGCUGGUGAGGAUCUGCAUAAUCUUGUCACGAAAAACUUCAUCGGUGUUGCAACAUCUUUGGAAGGCGUUGUCAAUCACUACCUUCAGUGUGUUGAAUAUAAAAAGGUACCAUCUAAAAUUCUUACAUACCAAGCUGCUGAUGACCCAGUUUACAAUGGCUACAGAUCGGCUGUUGAAUCUACAAGUAAAGAAGAUUCAUUGAUGGGAUUUGCUGUUUGGGAACCACCACAUGGUCGUUACAACAAGUUCAGAUAUCCAUGGAAGAAUUAUGUAAAAUUAAGUGGAGCUCUUAGGCACUGCGCAUUUAUGGUCAUGGCUAUGCAUGGAUGCAUACUUUCUGAAAUUCAGGCCCCAGCUGAGAAGAGACUAGUUUUCCGCAGUGAGGUUCAAAGGGUGGGUAUUGAAGGGGCAAGAGUGUUGCGUGAACUUGGAAGCAAGGUUAAAAAGAUGGAGAAACUAGGUCCUGGAGACUUGCUGUUCGAAGUUCAUGUAGCAGCAGAGGAAUUGCAACGGAAAAUUGAUAAAAAAUCAUAUCUUCUUGUGAAUUCAGAGAGCUGGGAAAUUGGAAACCGCGCAAGAGACGACGAGGAGACUCAUCCUCAACAGGGCCUCUUUCACACCGAUGAAGAAAGAAAAUUUCUGGAAUGCAAAUCUCUCAGUGAAGCAGUGCUUGAUCUGAGAACGCUUCAAGUUCCACCUUCUUGGGAAGGAAACCCUGCAAUUGAUGCCUCUCCAAACAUGUUUAGGAAAGAGUUAUCUUGGCCCGAUCAGAUUUACCAGAAAUCAAAACCAGUGCCCAAAGAGGGUCAAGAAUCAAAAACCUACCAAAGUGCUACAUCACUGUCUCUAACCACGUUUACAUCGCUUCUCAUUGAAUUUGUGGCAAGGCUUCAAAACCUGGUAGAUUCAUUCGAGGAAUUGGGUGAAACAGCAAACUUUUCUGACCCACUCGACCAACCACCACCGCUGGUAGCAUCACCUGGUUUUUGGAGCAGGUUGCGUAACUGCUUAACAUUCCACAACUGAAACAUGCACUGCCUCGUGUCAAGCGUCAUCUUCUACAGAAUCUGCUUUUUCGAGGACAUUGUUGAUUUUGUUCUAUGUAAAUGAGGGAAUGAAUGAGAUUCGAAUGGGGGAAUGAAGUUUGAAUUAUGGUAAAAAUCAUCAAUUUUA
Vigna angularis (adzuki bean) is the source of this 2117-nucleotide messenger RNA. RefSeq names its product aluminum-activated malate transporter 9. Gene Ontology annotation, biological process: malate transport. Gene Ontology annotation, cellular component: plant-type vacuole membrane. The record is from RefSeq and is a predicted model, not a curated record. Lineage: Eukaryota; Viridiplantae; Streptophyta; Magnoliopsida; Fabales; Fabaceae. The transcript is spliced from 6 exons. The coding region runs from base 243 to 1970 and encodes 575 amino acids.